This is a messenger RNA of Anopheles stephensi (Asian malaria mosquito), 1108 nucleotides long. RefSeq names its product protein Fer3 (gene Fer3). Gene Ontology annotation, biological process: developmental process; regulation of transcription by RNA polymerase II. Bases 227 to 1108 code for a protein of 293 amino acids. Lineage: Eukaryota; Metazoa; Arthropoda; Insecta; Diptera; Culicidae. The transcript is spliced from 2 exons. The record is from RefSeq and is a predicted model, not a curated record. Gene Ontology annotation, molecular function: RNA polymerase II transcription regulatory region sequence-specific DNA binding; DNA-binding transcription factor activity, RNA polymerase II-specific; protein dimerization activity.
UCGGCCGAUACAGAGUUGUCCUCGUCGGCGAGCAAAAGUCCUUGUUGUUGUUGAAGGAUACGACGGGCGGAUUUUCCGAACGCCCUUGCGAGUGAAUUCCGUACCAACGACUGCUCUGUAAUGUGAGCGUGUUGUAGCAGUUAAAAGUGAAGCAGAAAUAUCAGACGCAACGUUAGUUGAGAAAUAGCAGGCAGCAAUAGCAUUGGAGCAUUAUCGUAGACAGAGGAUGGAGCCACCGUUUCCGCCGGAUGUUGCACCUUUCACGCCCAUCUGGGGCCAGGAAAACCCGUCACCGAUGGUACACUAUCCGGAGCUGAUGGCUGGUUUUCCGUGUGCAGAUUUAGCAAUCUGGCCCCGGCAGCAGGUCGGUAGUUUCGUCAGCCAACGGCUUUCACCGCGCGGUGCCCAACCGGCCCCGACCAGUGGCGGAUCGACGAAGAAAACGCGGCGCCGGGUAGCGUCGAUGGCACAGCGGCGGGCGGCCAACAUACGCGAGCGGCGCCGCAUGUUCAACCUGAACGAAGCGUUCGACAAGUUGCGGCGCAAGGUGCCCACGUUCGCGUACGAGAAGCGGUUGUCGCGCAUCGAAACGCUGCGCCUGGCGAUCACGUACAUCGGGUUCAUGUCGGAACUGUUGGCCGGCACGCCAACGCACGACGGCCGGUCGCCCGAGCUGUAUCCGGGGGUGUUGGCCGCGUCCGCACACCACACAUCGCACCACCACCACCAGCACCACCAUCAUAAUCAUCAUCAUCACCAGCAGCAGCAACAGCACAACAACCAUUCGUCUUCACAACAUCAGCAGCAGCAGCAACAAUCGCAACACCAACAUGCGCACCUGCAUCACCAACAGCAACAGCAUCACAGCCUACAUGGAUCGACGACGACGACGGUACCGGCAGCAACCGGAGCAACAGCCGGAGCAGCCGCAACUGCCCACCAGCACAUGCAUCAUCACCCCUCACUUCAGCGAGCGGCCGUUGCGGCGGCUGCCGUUGCCGCGGCCACCGCUGCCGCUACCGGCGGUUCCGGUUCCGUCAACGGUACCGAGUACCACCAUCCGGGAUACGGACCCGGGCCCGGUGUACCGUCGCAUCACGUGGUUUGA